Messenger RNA from Loa loa (African eye worm), 534 nucleotides. RefSeq lists its product as hypothetical. The transcript has 5 exons. The record is from RefSeq and is a predicted model, not a curated record. The coding region runs from base 1 to 534 and encodes 177 amino acids. Lineage: Eukaryota; Metazoa; Nematoda; Chromadorea; Rhabditida; Onchocercidae.
AUGUCUUAUAGCAUAUACUAUUUCAUUGUAUCAGUGGUUUGUACAACACCAUCCGUUGUUUUUGUAUGCUACAAAAAGAAGGAUAAAUCAAAUAAAAUGAGAAAAAACAAAUCAACAAAAGAUAUCGAAAAAACUGAAAGUGCAAUCAUAUUUAGCAGUACUCAAAGCUCAUGCAAGAAACCAGAGGAAUGCAAAGAAAUGAUGCUUGACAAAACUCAGGAAAUAACUGUGAAUUUCUAUAAAUUUCAACAAUUAAAUGAAUUAUUGUCGAUAAAAAGUACUCAAACGGAAAAAGGAAGUAGUGCGCGAAGUAAUAAUACCUAUCAAAUGGUCGUAACGCAAAGUACGCAAGAUGAUUCAGUGUUAGCUCGAGGACGUGGAACAAGUAUUUAUGAAAAAAUGACCAAAGAACAAAUGCUACAAGCUGGAAAGAAACAAUUUAAUAAACUCAAUUCUGAUACAAAACGAAAAAGUACACGUUUGGGAAAGCCUGCACGAAGUGUAAUUCUAUCAAGAAGAUUAGUGAAAUUUUGA